Diachasmimorpha longicaudata is the source of this 3281-nucleotide messenger RNA. Its product is annotated as meckelin. The transcript is spliced from 6 exons. Gene Ontology annotation, biological process: cilium assembly. NCBI's taxonomy places the organism in Eukaryota, Metazoa, Arthropoda, Insecta, Hymenoptera, Braconidae. The record is from RefSeq and is a predicted model, not a curated record. Gene Ontology annotation, cellular component: MKS complex; ciliary transition zone. Bases 2 to 3037 code for a protein of 1011 amino acids.
CAUGACGAUCAGCAGAAUAAUCUGGAAACAGUACAAUUUUGAGGUUAUGUUUGGUGUCAAAGAUCGCCACAAGAUGGCGCCACUCGGCAGUUCUCUCGAAAAAAUUCGUUGCCAUGACGACGUCACGCGCAGGAUUGAGGGAGCCAUUGGAACCGAUGAACAGACACUCGACCCUUUUGUCAUCCCCUUCACUGAUCCUAGGGAUUGCUCCCUGAGGAAGUGCUUCGAUGCUAGUAUUGGAGUUUGCAAAUCACCUGGUACUUGCUCAAGUGAAUUGAGGAACGAAACCCUUGGAAAGUGGUCAGACUGUUCCUUACUCUGUCCUUCGGCUGAUAAAAGCUGCAGGACAAUUGUUGACAACAAUCAUGAAGCUGAAAUCGAGGAUUCUCACUACGUUAUCACCGAGUUAUCACCAACAACUCCAUUGCAGUGUCAGUUACCUGGUGAUAAGUCCAAUCCUCGUGGCAGUAAUGACAGUUGUCUUCCAUCAGCCACUGGAAUUCGAACCUAUUGUCUUCACAGAAAUAUCUCCAGCAACUGGCAGGACGUCAAGAGCAAUUACCUGAUUAAUUUCAGUAAUCGUAGUAUUGACAGUUACUACUUGAGGAGGGAAUUGCAAUUCGUCGUCGCCUGGUGUGGGGAGGGGGAUCCUGGAGCCUGUGAGCAUCUCUCGAAUAUUUGUGUCCUGACGUUGAGAGCAGAGAGUUUUCCCUGCCAAAGAUUUUUGGGGGAGACUCCACCGAGAAGGCUGUUCUGGGCUGUUGGAAACCCCAAAAGCAUUUUGGAACGCAGGGGAAUUCCCAACAAAUUCAAACUGUCGAAUAAAGAUUCUCAAAACAACAGACUCAAUUUUAUUUUCGCCAAAUACUCGUUGAGAGGCGCCUUCAGAUCCUAUUCCGACUGGAUAUCUCCGUGCUCGUUCUUCAAGAACGUGAGGUUUGGGAUAAAUGGUGAUAAAAUCUGCUGGACCUCCGCCAAGGAACUGAUUGACCUCAGGACCACAUUCUACGUGCCUUAUCUCUCCUUCAUUGCCAACGAUAAUAAAAAUAAAUAUCUGUAUCCACUGCCAGUGUUAGUGAAGAACGAGACAGUGGACAUGAAGGACACCUCCCGGUGGGUUCUGAUGAGCAAAUUUUUUAUGGUGGACAAAGUCACUGGUGCAGGAGUCCCCAUGGCAUCGGACAAUUUUUCAACAGUUCCAGAGAUCGAGAUACUUCGUUAUGUCAAGUCAUUGACUAUUCAAGUUCGUGCGCAAGAGAGGAAGGAACGGGGAAAGAUUUUUCCUCCUUUGAUCGUUCUGGAAUAUGGGGAACUGACUCAGGAUGAUGUAGAGAAAAAUGUGGAGAUUCCCAUCGAGUACAGAAUCAUCUUCAAGUUGAGUGAGAAGACGACCAACUUGUGGAUUAAGGUUGGAAUGGGGGUGGCUUCAGGGCUCUCCCUGAUUUACGCGAUAUUCUGCACGUUCAGCCACUUCCGGAGAAACAACAACAGCGUUCCAAUCCUCAAAUCCCUUGGUUGUUUCUUAAUCUACUACUGUGGAGCCUUCGGAACGGAGCUACUCAUAAUCUCCACCUCCGUCUGCCUCUCCGCCUUCAUCUUCUACAAGGGCCAGACAGUCCUCCACAUCCUCCUCCCCACCGAGAACACCGAGAAGUUGAUAAAGAUCUGUGCAAUUGUCGCAUUCACAUCGAAAACGAUCGAAAUAAUCGCACUGGUGUUCCAGUUACGAAGUGUCAACCUCUUCUUCAUCGACUGGGAGACCCCCAGGUGCAUAAAUCCCCCCACGAGCUACGACUCCCCUCACACAUCCUUGAAGAAAUCCUACAAUCAGAGAUUUCGGAAAGACUCUGGACACUCACAACGAGCACCUGGAGAAGCUGCUGCCUCUCGAAGGAACAAAACCCCAUCGAAGUCGAGUCAAGGUAGCACACCCAGUCGACAAUCAGCGAGUCGAGACCUGGAGGCUCUGGAUCAAUUUUCUCCGAAUUAUAUUGACGCCAAUUUCUCUGUUGAUGAACAUGACAUCAAGCAGAACACAACUGUCAGCAUGUGGAGGACUUACGUCGUUGCUAACGAGUGGAUAAAGAUGAAGACUAAACGGAAAAUUAAUUUGUUGCUUCACGUUUUUGCAACUUUAUUUUUUCUCGAGGUUUUGGGACUGAAAAAUUGGGCCCUUGCGAUUCCCUCGUUAAAACCUCCUCGAGAGCAAAUGGAUUUCAUCAAAGAGAGCUUCACCCUGAAGAUUGCAGUUGGAUCCUUAACGUACCUUCUUCUGUACUCCGUCCAACUGUUGACGUCAAUGUUAUACACAAAAUACUACAAAAAUCGUCUCCACGGUUUUGUGGACUUGUGCUCAGUCGCCAACGUCAGCAUCUUCAUCCUCGUUCACGAGUACUACGGUUAUUAUAUUCACGGAAGAUCGGUUCAUGGAUUUGCUGAUACAGAUCUCCUCACGAUCAUUCAGGAUCUGAAGCGAGAGGAGGACAAUCUCUGCGCCCACAGGGGCCUCAUUCCUGGUACCACUGAUCAGACGUUUGUCCUGUGUGUGUCCAAGACAUUCAAGUCGUUUUAUGAUUCCGUGGCCAUGAGGGAUCCGAAUGAGAGAAAAUUUUCCCGAAAACACGCGGUGGGCCUUCCCAAUUGGGACGAGAGGUGGAAGAUCCAUUUGACGAUUAAAAAAUUUCUCGCUGGAUUUUUGGAUCAUUGUUUCAAAAAUGUUGAGUAUACGAUCAAGGAGAGGCACUUGGUGGAGAAACUCCUUGACAUGGAGUUCAUGGACAGCAGUAGGGACAAAUCGAUUUUUUAUAUCGAUACGAAGUAUUCGUUCGAUCAGGCUUUUUUUUAUGGAAACGAAUGGGCCUUGGCGACUUUCGAAGCGUCAGUUUUUGUAUUAAUUCUCGCAUUCGGUGGUAAUUACGUGUUUUCCGCUGUUGGAACUAUUUUUUUAUCCUCAAUCAUCGAAUUGGCAGUUAAAUUCGAUAUGAAGAAGAAUUUGGCAGGAAAAACAUUGAUUGAUGAACGAUUUCUAUUGUCGUAGGAGCAAUAAAAAAAUUUUGUACCCAAUUAAUUAGUCAUAAGACCCAGAACCAGUGAACACAUGAUGAGGUAAUUAAUGGAGUAAUUUGUAACUACGAAGUUGGCGAUGAUAAUUUAGUUUAAUUAAUUAUUCGAUACUUUAUUUUUCGAGCUUACGACCUAUCAACUACUUCACAUCAAUUGUUUAAACGAAACGUUCCUAGUGGUCCUUUCCAUGAUCGUCGUGAUGAUGCCAGGGAUGGUAG